UUCGAGGACCGGAGGACACUCGGCGCUCCCGGGAGGCGGGGGACCCAGUCCUUCCCGGGCGUCGGCCCUUUCGGCCCCGCUGGUUCCCGCACGGCCCGCAGCGGCCUCUCUGCCGAGCGUGCCCUCGCCCCGCCGCGGCAGCCGCCCUGGAGCCUGCGCGGCCGUGUGGGCGUCUAUCUCGGCUGAGCACCGGCGCCCGCUCCCCCACCGCCACUCCUGCCGCGGCGCAGAUAAGAACGAGGCUUGAGGCUCGCGCGCGGCCGCGGGACCUCCCACUCGCGUCGCUCCUGGGGAUUGGGGCGGACGCGGCGCCCCCCGAGCCCUCUGCACGGCCGAGCCGGGGCCGUUUUGGUUUGGAAGAUGACACACAGCACGGUUGCCUUUUUCUCUGGCAGCCGACCAGCGAGUGAAAAAGUAUGACACAAGUUUGAUGUUUGUGUCUGCUUCCCCAAGGCCAAGAAAUUAUCUCCUUAGAAGGCAACAGUACUAUGCAUGUUAUGAAUUGUGUCUCCUUGGUCAGCGAUAAAGAAAAUGGGACUACCACUGAGGCAGCCGGAUUCAUGAUCGGGCAGACAGCACCACCACCCCCUCCUCCACUUCCUCCUCCCCCGCCUCCACCAUGUCCGUAUUCAGGGGAGGGGUUUCCUCCCUCUCCUCCUCCUCCCCCGCCACUUCCGCUCCCUGGGGGGCCUCUGCUCCCACCUCCCCCUCCAGGACUACCCCCAGCUUCUCCCAUGAAUGGCUACAGCCACCUUGGUAAGAAAAAGCGGAUGAGAAGCUUUUUUUGGAAGACCAUUCCAGAGGAGCAAGUCCGCGGCAAAACCAAUAUCUGGACUUUGGCCGCCAGGCAGCAGCAUCACUACCAAAUUGAUACAAAGACCAUCGAGGAACUCUUUGGGCAGCAAGAAGAUACUACUACCAAGUCUUCCCUUUCUAGGAGAGGAGGGACUUUAAAUUCAUCCUUCAGGGAUGUUAGGGAAGAGAUUACUGUCUUGGAUGCAAAACGGAGCAUGAACAUUGGGAUAUUUCUUAAGCAAUUUAAGAAGUCUCCUCAGUCCAUUGUAGAAGAUAUUCAUCAAGGAAAGAGUGAGCAUUAUGGAUCAGAGACCUUGCGAGAAUUUCUUAAGCUUUUGCCGGAGUCAGAGGAGAUAAAGAAAUUGAAAACAUUUAGUGGAGAUGUGUCCAAGCUGUCCCUGGCGGACUCCUUUCUACACCACUUGAUUCAGGUGCCAAACUAUUCGCUCCGGAUUGAAGCCAUGGUGCUAAAGAAGGAAUUUUUACCUUCUUGUUCUUCUCUGUACACAGACAUAACAAUUCUGAGAACUGCUACAAAAGAGCUGAUGUUGUGUGAGGAGCUACAUUCAAUAUUACACUUGGUGCUACAGGCGGGGAAUAUCAUGAAUGCAGGAGGGUAUGCUGGCAAUGCAGUAGGAUUUAAACUGUCGUCUUUGCUCAAAUUGGCAGACACAAAAGCAAACAAACCUGGGAUGAAUCUUCUGCACUUUGUUGCACAGGAAGCCCAAAAGAAAGAUGCCAUUCUUCUAAACUUUUCUGAAAAAUUGCAUCACGUUCAGGAGGCUGCUAGAUUAUCUCUGGAUAACACGGAGGCAGAACUGCACUCGCUCUUUAACAGGACGAGAUCUCUGAGGGAAAACAUUCAGCUGGAUGGUGAACUUUGUCAGCAGAUGGAAGAUUUCCUUCAGUUUGCUGUGGAAAAGCUGACAGAACUGGAGCGCUGGAAACGAGAGCUCCAGGGCGAGGCCCACACCCUUAUAGAUUUUUUCUGCGAAGACAAAGAAACCAUGAAACUGGACGAGUGCCUUCAGAUAUUUAGAGACUUCUGUAUCAAAUUCAACAAAGCCGUUCAGGACAACCAUGACCGGGCGGUGCAGGAGCUGAGGCGGCUGCAGCGGCUAAAGGAGCUGGAGCAGAAGCGUCGCUCCUGGGCGGCUGGGGAGCUUGGGGGAUUCUGCCGGAGCAGCAGUGAGAACGACGUGGAGCAGCUGACCAAGAAGGGCGUGGAGGACCUGCCGCCCUUCCUGCAGCCCCGGCCAGUCAGCCCUUCCUACCGACCUCCUAACACUCGGCGCUCCCGCCUUUCCCUGGGCGCUUUUGCCGAUCGGGAGCUGCUGACCUUCCUGGAGAGUUCCACCGGCAGCCCCGAGGAGCCCAGCAAAUUCAAUAGCUUGCCCCGGAGCAGCCCCCGGCAGGCCUGGCCCACACUGGCCUGGAUGGAACCUGGGGACCCGAGAGCCCAGGACCCCAGCCAAGCACCUAGACCUCAGGCCUCAGAGGGCCAGGUGGGGGCCUCCGAGCCACCCUCAUCUUGGCAGAGCCAGCAGCCCCCAGCCCCCAGGUCUGAGGACCCUGCGCCCCCCUUCCCCCGAGUUCGGCGCAGUGGGGUGGGCAUCCUCCGAAAGAGGAAUAGCGAGCCUGUGGGCCUGGGCCCGACCCGGUCCCCUCCACUGUCGCCAUUGGCUCUGGGGAUUAAGGAGCACGAGCUGGUGACAGGGCUGGCUCAGUUCGACCUCCAGGGAUCCAAGGGCCCAGAGGAGGUGCCCCGGUUGACCCUGAAUAAUGACCUCAGCCCCAUGGAGCCGGUGUCUCUGGGGGAUGGGAGCAUGCAGUCCCUCGGUGCCAGCCACGGCGGCCUGAUGCCUGUGGGCACAGGGGCCCGGGGUGGUCUCAGCCCAGCCCUGGAGGGGGACGGGGCCGCCCCUGAGGAACCCAGUGGAAAGGCUCUAGUAUCUGUGGGCAGCAGCGACCCCGAGAGCAAAGACCCCGGGCCUCUGUUCUACAUCUCCGACGCCACCGACUGCUCGCUGACCCUGGACUGCUCGGAGCCAGGGGAGGGGGGCGGGGGGGACGGCUCCCUGUCCUCUGGGGCUGGGGAGACAAGCAGCCAGGUCUCCUCUCACCCCACUUCCAGCCCCCUUGGGGAGGCUUCUGCUCCGGUCUCUGGGAAGAGCCAGCCCUCCUGCAAGGACAGCCUUCCGCGGGACAGAUCCGCCAAAGGGAAGGAUGCGACAGCACCGAAGAGAAGCGCCCUCAAGGAGGCGUCGCAGGGGGCCUCCAAGCCCGCCAGUGUCCGGCGGAGCCAGGGGGCCCAGGGUGCAGCGCCCAAGCCCGUGCGGACCUUGACCGCCUCCGAGAGUGAGAGCAUGCGCAAAGUCGUGCCCAUCUCCAGAAGCCGGGGCGCGGUGGGCUGGAAGCGGCCCACUCGGGAGACCCCCAGCAGCACAGACCCGCCAUGGUCGCGCCGGAGCUCCGUGCGGGGGACCUCGGACGUGUCGCCCAAGCGGUCCUCAACGGGGGCUGUGGCGGGGGCCACGGUGGCGGAGGAGCAGAGGCUGGGUAGGGUAAGCGGCGGCUCCGGCAGCGCCAGGUCAGGGAAGGAGCCAUCCCUGCAGCCGAGGGGUUCUCUCAAGAAGCCCAGCGCCAAGCCCCUCAGGAACGUCCCCAGACAGAAGCCCGAUGAAAACAAGAUCUGCCGCUCCAACUCCCAGGAUCCUGAGAGCCCCGAAGAGGAGCCCAAGGCCCCGCAGGCCCCCAGCGUCCCCCGUGUCCCGCCUCCCGUGCCGAGCUUUGCCCGAAACACGGUUGCCUCCUCCUCUCGGUUCACGAGAACGGAUUCCUCUCCUGCGGCCAAAGCCCCCGGCAUCACUCGGACUGUUUCCCAGCGUCAGCUGAGGCCGAAGGGUGGCCCUGAGGAUGCUGCCCCCAAGGACAGCAGCACCCUGCGGCGGGCCAGUAGCGCCCGGACCCCCAAAAAGUGUCCAGAGUCUGCUGGGGCUCCCAGUGUCAACACAGAGGCCCCUGUGAAGGGCCGAGGGGCUGGGGAAAGGGCCUCCCUCAGACUGAAAAACUCCGAUCGGACCACGCUAGGGAAAAUGCUCGAUCCCUUACGGAAGUGAAGUCAGAUUGUGAGGACUGACUCGAAGUGAAGUCAGACUGUGAGGACUGACUCCUGUGAAGUAGGGCCAGCACCGAAUGUCUUUGUUCCGCGUAGAGUGGUCUGCGGUUGCCGCCCGCUAACGCUCAAGUCACUGAAGGUGUCGUCAGGGAGGCCUGUGGACUGUCCCCUGCUGAGCUGACAACUACUGUAAAGUCCCAAGUCUGGGCGGGCGCCUCCCUCGCACACCCUGGAGGAACCCCCUCCCAAAGCAGAGACCCCACAAAAAUGCAGAUAUGAAAGCUGACAGUCUUACCUAUGGAGUUAAAAAAAAAAAGAAUUUUGGCCAGUUUUUAUAUGUCAAACUUAUUUUUUAAUAUUACACAAAUUAAGUAGUUUAGUUCCUUUUGCAGAAUGAAAUGCCUCCCAGGAAAAGGAGACAAAACCCUUAACCUGGAGACUUUAUUUUCCUGUGUUCCCUGGCCUCAGGGUUCCAUCUGCCCGCACACCAGCCAUUGCUGGCAACUGGGCUUCCACACAAGCGCUGGGUGUUCUGUGAUUGGCACCGUCUCCUUGAAGGCUCUGCCUUGCUCAUCUCUCUGUACGUGACUUUGGGUGAGGGUUAGCGCGUGGGCAGGAAGGAAGGUGAGACUGGUGGAUGGAAAUCAGAUGCUCUCGUGUGUUCAGGCACAGACGAACAGGAGGCCCAGGCAGAAUGCUGCAUCUCCCCGAACUUAGAAGUGCCAUCUCUUAAUGGAAAGGCAUCAGGGGUUCUUCAGCUGAGCACAUCUUCCCCUUCCGUGUUUGCCCAUUUGCGUGUCUGUUGUGAAACAGAAUGACGGCUGCUAUGACUUGGGUUCGCUCUAGUUAUGGGAAGAAUAAACCCUUCUGUCUUCCAGUCUUCUCCCUCCCUUCUCUCUCUGCCUGCAGCCAGCCUUUCUUUGGCUAACCCUACUUGGAGCCUGGAGAAUCUGUAUAUCUAUGUCACUGAUGAUACAUCUUUUCUUUGGUACAGUGGUUUUUAAAAUCCCCAGAAAAACCAAGUUUUUAAAAACAGACCAAAAAAACAAAAACAAAAACCCAACCCUGCUUUCAGAAGAAUUUAUAUCAUCAGGAAAAUUUGGAAAAAAACAGGCUUUAUUCAAAAGAAAGAAUACAUGUACUGUUUCUACUCACUGCCCAUUUCACGACUUCUUUUGAGACUAGGAGAUGAGGGGAUUCUUGAAACUUUCUUGUUGCUGCCUGCCUUUUUUCACUUUUCGGUCACUUACUGAAACCUGAGUGAAACCUUAUUUUAGAUCCAACGGUGGUAGAUUGAUUUCAGCGAAUCCACGUGGUUGAUGUUACAGUCUUCCUCCUGUAGACUGUUGCCUUCCAUCCAAAUUAAUUGGAAACUCUGAGCUUCCAUAAGUCAGCUAAAUUGAAAUGGUAAGCUUUAUGGUUAAUGAAGUAAGGCACUUGACCACAAAACCUCAUAAAAAUGGCCUUGGGUAGAUAUUUCCUGGGCCCCACAAAGAUGGUUGUGGGAAUCCUGCACUGUUUUUCACCAUCUCAAAAAGCCUAAGAAAUCAUGUAUUUAACCAUGCAGACAACAACGUUGAAAACAUAGGGCCUGUGGGUGGCUGGAAAUGGAUGAAAGUGGUCAAAAGUUGGUGGAUAGUGGGGCGCCUGGCUGGGCUCAGUCGGUUAAGCAUCUGACUCGAGAUUUUGGCUCAGGUCGUGAUCUCAGGGUUGUUGGACGGAGCUCCGCAUUGGGCUCCACACUUAGCACGGAUUCUGCUUGGGAUUCUCUCUUCCUCUCCCUCUGCCCCUCCCCCCACUCGUGUGCACUCCCUCCCUCCCUAAAAUAAAUCGAUCUUAAAAAAAAAAAAGUUUGUGGAUAGUGAUGGGGUCAGGACCUCCAGGUGGGACCCUGGCAACCAGGGUUCCAGUCCCUGCUCUCGCUGAUGCUAUGUGACUUUGGCCAAUCACUCCCUCUCCCUCGGCCUCUGUUUCCCAAUCUUCGGAAGUGGGGGCAUGGCCUCAGUGAUAGUUUCUAAGAGUCCCUCCAGCUCCAAGAGUCUUAAGUUGCUAUAAACAACCAAGGACCCAUCUACCCCAGAACCAGCUUUUCCGAACUGACCCCCAGCACCUCCUAGCAGAGGCCUCAUGUCGAAGGCCUGCUCAAAAGAAAGCACCUUCAGAACUUGCUGUUGCUUUGAAAUCUAAUAAGCUGAGUUUCUUGAGAAGUGGUGUUUUACUUAGCCCUGUGGACCCUAUGUGUAUGCAUCUGUAUGAGCAGGUGAUCAUUCUAUUACCUUUUAUCGGUAGUAAGCUUUGAAAAAUAAUUUAAGUAUAUAAUGGAGAACUGUAAAUAAGUUUCUAUAUAAAUUUAAGAUGAACUGAAUGUAUUUAAAGGUCCAUUUAUAUGUUCUUUUAUGUAACAUGUAGUUUAAUAAAGUUCCUGUUU
Zalophus californianus (California sea lion) is the source of this 6341-nucleotide messenger RNA. It is a transcript of the gene FHDC1, whose product is annotated as FH2 domain containing 1. Gene Ontology annotation, cellular component: cytoplasm; actin filament. Gene Ontology annotation, biological process: actin filament polymerization. The transcript has 12 exons. The record is from RefSeq and is a predicted model, not a curated record. Bases 489 to 3914 code for a protein of 1141 amino acids. Lineage: Eukaryota; Metazoa; Chordata; Mammalia; Carnivora; Otariidae. Gene Ontology annotation, molecular function: microtubule binding; actin binding.